UCAUUCAUUUGAAAAAGCAUGGAAGUUGUAUUAUGGGAAAUGUAAACAAAACAGCUACAAACAUGCACACAUGUGUAUAGUAAGCCCGCAGCGUUGUGCAAGAAAAGUACUCUCGUGGAAGAAACGCAAUUUACUAUUAAUUAGAGAUUGACAAAUAACUAGAAAGUUUUGUAGAUUUUAAAAAGAACAAGAAAUAUAUAUUCCCAAACGCGCAAUAAAAAGUAUAAACAAAUAUUUAAUAUUUUGAAUGAACUAUUGAAUGCGACACCCUCUUUUUUCGCAUUUGCUAUUGUAGUAUAACAACCCUGCUUUUGUCACUGGCAAUUUCCAAUGAAAUGACGUUUGCGCAGUUUUUGCCACUUUCCAAUAAGAUGUUGGAAAUUUUUUUCUAUUGAUUAGUUGAAGUUAUGUCGCUUUUUAUUGUUUACUCUCAAAGUUUUUUGUUAAAUUUUGUGUAAAAAACCUUUGUGAAAUCCAGUAAAUAACGAAAAUUUUGGACAAGAAGUGCUACGAGAUUUUGCUAGAAUAAAAACGAGUAUAGAAAUAAAGAUGCAAGUUAAAGGAGCGCGAAUCUUGUAAAGUGAGUGUGUGAGUGAAAAAAAAGUGAAAAAACAGAAACAGCGAUUGAUACAACAUCAUCGCCAAACCACCACUACAGAUGUCCACAGGAGUGGGAGGUGGAGGGAGCAUAACGACAGAUCAUCAUAGCCGCCUGUAUUUUCUGAACUCACCCACGGCACCACUGUCCGCACGCGACCCCUUCUUAAUCAAACCCGAAUACCUCAACUAUGAUAAUCCCAUGCAUCAUCUGUACCCAAGCAAUCGGGGGCUUAUAGACUACAAUAAUUAUACGGUAACAGCAGCGGCAGUAAAUGCAGCGGCAGCCGCCUCAGCGAACACCAACAGCAGCAACAAUAACACCAAUAACAAUACAUCAUCUGCCUCCACCACCAAUACCAAUAAUAACUCCACCGCCGCUGCUGCCGCCGCUGUUGCUGCGAAUCCAACUGUAGUGGCAGCUGUAGCCCUUAAUUUGGAGAAUACCUUUCAUCAUCAGGCCCAGCAAGUGGUCCAGCAGCAGCAACAACAAUUGCAAACAACAAACACCCAACACGUCGCCAACGCCGCCACCACCACAGCCACACAUCCGCUGCACCAUACCCUCAGCACACCCCCAACACAGUCAACACGCGCUCAAAAAGCCGCCCGUCGCCGCAGUAACGAAUCACCCGAGGCCCGCCAACGAAGACUGGAGCGCAACGCCGCAAGGAUGCGCGAGAAACGCGCCAAAGAAUCUGAAGCUGAGUAUCGCUUACGUCUGGCCAAGAAUGCCGAGGCGAAUCGUAUACGUCGUCAGAAUGAAAAUGAAGUACAAAGAACCUUAAGACUGAUGAAAAAUGCAGCUCGUCAACGAUUACGACGGGCCAGUGAAACGCCCGAAGAGAGAAAAAAGCGUUUGGCCAAGGCAGCUGAGCGUAUGCGUGUAGCCCGUGCCAAACAACCCAAAAUACCCAAGCCGCCGCUGGAGGAUCGUCUUAAGGGCUACUAAAAGAGACACACGUCGACGUCAAAGCCACCCGCAAAACGCAGCGCCACAAUAACAACUAUUACAUCAACAUCAUCAUCAUCCAACAGUAACUUUUAAACUUUUCUUCUUCUUCUGCCCAGGCAAUCAGAGACCAGGACAAAGAUUAGGCGGCUCAUAUUACAUACACAAUAUGUCGCAAUAUGAGGUAGUACUACCAGUGGGGGGAAGUUAAGAGGAGUCAGACUCUGUCAGAUGACGAUGAUGACGACGAUGACACGACAGGCAGAAAGAACAAUACAGCUAAACAUAAUAUUUAAAACAAAAACAAAAACAAUAACAUUAAACACACAAAAUCUACACUCAGAGAAGAAACAAAACACCAGCACAUUAGAAAUUAUAGGCACCACCACCACCACCACCCCCCCAAAUCCACAACCCUCAAAAACUACCCACACCAUUACUCUGCUAAUUAUUUUUGGGUCCCUUUUUUGACCUGUUUUUAAAAGUUUUAGUCAUUGUGGAAAAUUUUUCAAGACAUUUACUAACAUCCCAUGUUGGCUGUAUGUCAUGGGGGAUGGCAGUUUUAACUAAUCCGCAAUCUUGUAAUCCCCCAUAUGGCACAUACAGUACACACAUACAUACACGAUGUAAUUUUCAGGAAUUUAUUGAAUCCUGUUUCUAAUUUGUAAUUCUAAACAUCCACAACUCGAAAAGGGAAGGUGGAAGGCAUGAUUUCACAUCGACUUUUUUCAAAUAUGUCCCCAAUUGACGAACUCUUCGAAAGCUAAGAAUUGUUCUUUUUUCAUUUAAUUUAUAUGGAGUUCAUAUUGUUUCACUUCUAUUUUCUAAUAAUCACAAAAGUACAGAAGAUAAUAAUGUUUAGUUUUUGAAGAAAGAGAGCGAGAGAGAGAGCGAGAGAGAGAGAGAGAAAGGAGAAGGCUAAAGUUUACAUGAUUGGAGAAAACGGCAAAAAAAAAUCAAAAUCUACCGAAAAACGCUUUUUUCAUUCUGUUGGAGCGUACUUAACAAGAGACACAAAAAGAUGUGGGCGAUGGGGGCUAAACAAACGACCAUCAUUAACGAAAGGCAUGCACUAAAAGUCGAUUGAUUGAUCGAACAACACAAAGCGUUACUCACUCUGAAUAUAAAAGAAAAGUUUGUGUGUGUGUGUGUGUGUGGUUUCAUUGUCGUUUUCGUUGACGAGCUGCAUCUUUCAUCAGCUUUAAGGUUCAGAGUUUUUUCUACAUUUCUAAAGAGAGCCAGCCGCCUUCCUGACUUAUAGCGAUAAUGGAAAAUAUCAUCUACCUGCUAAGGGCCGGUAGAUGUGGUUUCACCACAACUAAAACUAAACUUAAAUCUAUUCUAAAAUAUUGAUAUAUAAAUUAAAACCUAAUGGAUUUCUGUAUGAAUCCCAAAAACAUAUAUAAAAUAUUUUAACAUUUUCUA
Molecule: messenger RNA, 2974 nt
Organism: Stomoxys calcitrans (stable fly)
Lineage: Eukaryota; Metazoa; Arthropoda; Insecta; Diptera; Muscidae
Product: probable basic-leucine zipper transcription factor R
Exons: 1
Coding region: 659-1549 (296 amino acids)
Source: RefSeq, a predicted model, not a curated record